Molecule: messenger RNA, 453 nt
Organism: Orbilia oligospora ATCC 24927
Lineage: Eukaryota; Fungi; Ascomycota; Orbiliomycetes; Orbiliales; Orbiliaceae
Exons: 1
Coding region: 1-453 (150 amino acids)
Source: RefSeq, a predicted model, not a curated record
AUGCUUUGCUGCCUACCCCCACCCGUCUACGACUGUAUCCGCCGUUGUGGUCUCGACUGGUUCGUUAUUCUGUGGAUUGGUGCGGUAACCCUUAGCCUUGACAAGUGGAUGCCAAAUGUGGGUGGGAACCAUAGGUACUUUCGGAUACCUUCUGCCGGUUUGAACAAUACGAGUUCCACAUACGCUUCUGCUUCUACUUCUACUGCUUCUACUGCUUCUUCCACUUUUUCUCCUCUCUAUUUUGGCGCAAGUGAGCUGGAUCACCCCGCUCGUAGACAGAUCAUUCCGUUCUGGCUGAGUGCCGUCUUGGAAAUCGGAAUUCCCGGCUUUGUUGUCGGGUUGCUAAACUUGAUAUGCAAUAAUGGGAGCAUGAGGGACUGUGCACGGGCCAUGUUGGGGGUCGUUAAUUCUUUAUUGAUAUGGUACGUCUACGAGCAAAAUAGUUUAUCCUAA